Molecule: messenger RNA, 2676 nt
Organism: Chlamydomonas reinhardtii
Lineage: Eukaryota; Viridiplantae; Chlorophyta; Chlorophyceae; Chlamydomonadales; Chlamydomonadaceae
Exons: 14
Coding region: 167-2083 (638 amino acids)
Cellular component (GO): membrane
Molecular function (GO): FAD binding; D-arabinono-1,4-lactone oxidase activity
Source: RefSeq, a predicted model, not a curated record
CAUAAAGCAUUGCUCGGCCGCUCCGCUGGAGCACCGUGGCCCAUACGGAACCUUCGUUACGUUGCAUACCCAAGUCAACCCGCAUAGUGCAUCGCUAUCAAAGGUUUUAGCUGCAAAGUAACAAUCGCGGUGGCGGAAGGCAAGGGAUCAGGAGGUUCUGUGGAAAAUGCGGGUGCCAACUCUGCCCUCGCGCACGGGAAGCUCUCUGGAGCAGCUGUUGCGGAGGCAUUUUGCAACAGCGCGCACACACACCGCUGCAGAUGAGACAGCGCGUGCGUUCGGCCGCGGCGCGGGCAUUCCGGGGGGCGGCGGCCCGCUGCCGCCCAACUUCGGGCGGCCGGAGCUGUCGGCGGGGCGCCGCGCCGCCGCCACCUUCUUUCGCGUGUUCCUGCCCGUCAGCGGGGCAGCCAUGAUGUACUACGCCUACACAAACCCCGACAAGGAGGCUCUGGUGGGCAAGCGCUACCCGCCCGAGCUGCAGUACCUGGCGGCGCAGCAGACGCCCAACACCGACACGCUGGUCAACUGGAGCGGCACACAUGAGGCCACGCCGCCCCGCCUGUUCCAGCCCGAGAGCGAGUCGGAGGUGGAGGCCUUCCUGCGCGUGGCGGCGCGGCGCGGCGAGCGGCUGCGGCCUGCGGGCAGCGGGCUGAGCCCCAACGGCGCGGCGCUGAGCGGCGAGGGCGUGCUGGCGCUGGGCGGCAUGGACCAGCUGGUCAGCGUGGACAAGGCCAAGAUGCAGGUGACGGUGCAGGCGGGUGUGCGGGUGCAGCAGCUGGCAGACCUGCUGGCGCCACACGGCCUCACGCUGCAGAACUACGCCUCCAUUCGGGAGCAGCAGAUCGGCGGCCUGACGCAGGUGGGCGCGCACGGCAACGGCGCCCGCAUCCCGCCCUGUGACGAGCAAGUGGUGGCGCUGCGGCUGGCCACGCCGGGGCUGGGCGUCAUCAGCCUCAGCGAGCAGGAGGAGCCGGAGCUCUUCAGGCUGGCGCGUGUGAGCUUUGGUAGUUUGGGCGUGCUGACGCAGGCCACGCUGCGUGUGGUGCGGCGCCACCAGCUCAUAGAGCGCACCUUCACCGCCUCCCCCGCCGAGGUGAAGCGCAACCACGUGCGCUGGCUGCAGGAGAACAAACACAUCAAGUACUUGUACAUUCCCUACACGGACACGGUGGUGGUGGUCACCGCCAACCCGCCCGCCAGCCCGCAGCAGCUGGAGGCGGCGCAGCAGCAGCAGGCGGCGCCGGCGGUGGCGCCGGAGCAGCGCACGGAGGCGCUCAGGAAGCUGUAUGCCUCGGUGGCGGGCUCGGCCGCCGACCCCGACCCGGGGGCCGGCAUGGGCGCCACGGCGCUGCGGGACGUGCUUCUGGCGGCGGGGCCGGGGCCGCUCGACGCGGCGUGGGUGGCGCAGGUGAAUGCGGCGGAGGCGGACUACUGGCGGCGCGCCACGGGCACCCGCGUGGGCUGGAGCGACCAAAUCCUGGGCUUCGACUGCGGCGGACAGCAGUGGGUGCUGGAGGUGGCGUUCCAGGUGGCUCCCUCGCUGGACGCGCUCAAGCCCGGGGCACAGACCCGCGACCUGCAGUUCAUGGAUGACCUGCUGGCGGAGAUCAAGAAGAACAAGAUCGCCGCGGCCUCCCCGCUGGAGGUGCGGUGGACCAGCGGCAGCAGCUCGUCGCUCAGCCCCGCUGCCGGCACCCCCCACAGCCUGCACUGCUGGGUGGGCGUCAUUAUGUACCUGCCGCCCGAGCCGGAGAAGAGGGCGGCGGUCACGGACGCCUUCCGUGCCUACACGCGCAUCGUGGAGACGCGGCUCAUGCCCAAGUACAACGCCGCCUGGCACUGGGCCAAGCUGGAGGCGGGCGCCGCCAGCGGCCGACCCGAGGCCGAGAUGGCGGCCGUGGUGCGGCCGCGGCUGGCGGCGCGCUACGGGCCGGCCCUGGCGGCGUUGAAGCGCUACCGCGCGGUUUUGGAUCCGGCGGGCACGUGCGGGAGCGACUGGACGGAUGCGGUGAUUGGGCCGGCGCCGCAGCAGGGCAAGCCGCAGGGCGUGGAGGCGGGCAAGGGGGAGGGAGCGGAGAAGUAGGCAGGGGGCUGGGUAAGGGAGGGGGACGGGGGCGAAAGGAGGGGAGGGGAGGGAGGGUGUGUGGCUUACUAGGUGCGUCUGUGGCCAGGGUGGUAAUAGCGGCGUGGCGGGCAUUGGCGGGAUGCGCGUGUGUCAACCUACCGUAUAGACAUUAGAGAGCCCCCUCGGCCCCGCCCUUUGCGUUCGUCGCAUUUCUUCGUAUUCCGACGAGAGCCGGCAGGAAUUGUACGACACUACUACUGGGCUCAGCAGAGGCGUGUGGGGGCGGUGUGUGCGCCCGGCAGGCGCGUGUGUGGCCGUGCGUGUGGAUUGAGCGCGAGCGCUCGUCGAGGCCGAGGCCAAGGCACCAACGUGCCGGUUAUCGGGACUGGUCUGGUGCUGGUCUGGCCCCUGGCCCCUGGGGCGGCGGAAUGGGGGCCGUGCGAGGUCUGGUGUUGUCAUGCGGUGUGCCAUGGGCGCCCCUACCUGUGCACGGACGCAACCCACCAAAGCGGCAAAGCUGGUCCUCACUCCUCACCCCCAUCUGUGGGGGGCGCGGUUGAGAUACGAGCACUGGACAUACUACCACAUUACACCGCUAUUUAUACUAUACU